This is a messenger RNA of Amoebophrya sp. A120, 9388 nucleotides long. NCBI's taxonomy places the organism in Eukaryota, Dinophyceae, Syndiniales, Amoebophryaceae. The record is from the annotation of a GenBank genome assembly.
AGAAAGGACCCAACGCCACACCCCGGCAUUGAUAACGCUACUUGUUUUCCGCAUAUAUUAAACGUUGCAGUGCGACGUGUCCGUCUUUUCUCAUUGAUGCGCGAGAAGAACGACAACGAGGCUCCUGCUUAUUUCACUUAGAAGUAUCAUCUUCAGUACAUCAAGUUGAAUUUCGUAUGACUGCCACGAAAUCUGCGACUUAGUCCCAAUAUUAAGGCAUUGCACUUAAGUGAUCUCCCAAAUUCGAUUGGAUUCGCUUAGGGCGGAAAAAUCGGCAAAUAGCAUCAUUUUUGCAAGCGCACUUUUUGGCGGGGCAAAAAAAUCAUGGCUAUUGGGGGCGUCGCUACUGCUUUUUUUCCUGUUGGCCAUUUAGAUGCUGGCGCCGCUCUUCGUUGUCACGGUCCGCCAUCCGGCCUUCCCCUUUUUCCAAUAGAGCCGCAGCAUUUUGCUGAAGUUGCAUAGGCCUGCGGCCCCCCGGCGCGGGAAGCCGCGCCCCCUCUCCGGCAUCCAAUUCCGUACGCGCCCAGACAUCUUCGCAUCUUCCCUCUACGGCCAGAUAUUGAGAAUGCGGACGCGCCAGCAGUCAAGUGCUUCCGGGGGGGUGCCGAAGGGGGGGGGUAAGGGGGUCCGCUUGGGCUGCCUCUGGGCUACCAUUUUGGGGCACGGCAUAGGCUACCGAAAGGGUACCCGAAGUUUCCAAUGCGGAUUAGGGGGUCGGCAUAGGCUACCGAAAGGAGCCCCGGUCCCGGAGGUGGCCCAGCCACUUCUCGAAGCGCGGGCCUAUUCAACAUUGCCGGGCCAUCUGAGCGACAACGCACAGCACGAAGGCGCUGCCGCCUGUUUCGUGUCUUGCUAUGAAGGCCUUUUGAGAGCCGAGCUAUCAUGUUUCCCGUGGAAAAGAUGAAGUGACGCUUUACUUCUGUUGAUUUCCGGGUAGUUGACUCCCGGACAAAAGAAAAAGAAAUACCCCCCCAAAGUGUGAGCUGACAAAAAAAAUGCUAUUUGCACUUAAGUGAUCUCCCAAAUUCGAUUGGAUUCGUCUAUGACAGGGAGUCUCUAUGGACACGGGGUGCUCUCGUUGUCGCGUCGAUACAAUCGUAGGCGCACGGAUCCUUACCGGCGGUAAGGGGCUCGCGCGCUAGCCGGUAGUAUGCCCUGGGGGCUACGAUAGCGCUAUCGUUCGCCACGCGCUCCUUGGGGGUGGCUUUGCUUGCCGCUAGACACGGCAGGCAUUGUUAGGUCUAGUGCCUCUAGUGAGACUUAGGUGCCCGUGGAGGCGGAAAGGGGCCGCGAAGGGGCGGCUGUUCUUGCUCGGUCUCCUGUUGUUUGUCAGUAUCGGGGAGUAAGUAGCGCCCUUGUUGAGGGCUCCUUUGGGUUACUGGUUGGCUUGACUCGCUGGGGACGCACUACCGGGGAUGGCCCACUGUUCUUUCAGUUUUUGCGCCUCUGCGUCCAGUUGCAACAGCUUCUACCUUUUGUCCGUUACACGGGGCAGUCCCACCCCGCGGGCAGGGACGUUCUCGAAGAUGUUUCUCGCGUUUGCUGGCUGGCGCUCGGACGCUUUUGGACUUGUGUCACGAUGACCUCUGCAGGCGCCGGGGCGGUUUGUGCCCAGGGCAGCUACGUUUCGAGAUUUGCGGGCUUUGAGGCGUUGCUGUGUUUACUAUGGCGGAAUUGGUGUCAUCGCUACAUUGCCGGUUCCGGAUGUCAUGAUCUUUUCCGCGGUUUCAUGGAGCUCGCCUUCCGUGCGGGCGAUGGAUUGCUCCGGAGUGGUGGCUCUGGGGCAAGUGGGGCUGGGCUGGCGCUCCUCUCCCCCCAUUCAACCACCUGCGGUGGGGUUCUGGGGGGUCUUGCCUGUUGGCCUGGUGGUGGUGGAGUGGGUCGUUCCCUGCUGCUGGUAAGUGAUCUCGUCCCAAAUUCGAUUGGAUUCGCGGUUCUAUUUCUUCUCUAUCAUGUAAGUGUAAAAAACUCUUUCUGUCAUUUUCAUUUCUAAAGAAGGUAGAGCUUGACGGCACCAUUAAUAACUGUAUACAGCAGGAGGCAAAAAAAAAAUGAGGUCGGAGGCCGCGAAGAUCCUUUUUGCGGUAAUAGCGCAAGGCAUAGCGUACGCCGCGCUGCUGCUUUCGAUGAAGUUCAUUUUCGUUCAUCUCCACUUCCCUUACCCGCUCUUUGUCUCGGCAUGUAAUAGUUUCCUGGGCGUCGUGGUGCUAUGCUGCACAACGUUUUUCUGUUCUGCUGCUGGUGAUGUCAAUAAAGGGCACCAGGAUGAAACACAUAAGGAUGUUGAAGAGGGACAGCAGUCGUCGAAGACUAAGAACUCGCCGGGCAAGGUAUUAAGCAGAGCCGACGGGGAAAAAUCGGUCGUAUCGGACCAGGUGAUUUUUGUUCCGGGGACAGAUGGGAAUUCUAAACUUGCGUCUUCACGACCAGCGUCCGAGACGACGUCGCAUCGGGGAAAAAAUAGAAUUCAGCUUUUGAGGACCGCCGUCGACAGCCAGCAUUUACUCGAAGAUCAUAUCGGAGAAACAGAAGAAGCACAGCAAGAAGACGAGCCGAGAAGCGACACCGAUUUAUUGUUCUCUUGGAGCAGGCAACAACAAGAUGAACAGGGGCGACCACGAGAUGUUGACAAUUAUGUGGACCACCGCGCCAACUAUUCCUCUACUACUGCGGGAAGCGGAACAAGUAGUGCCGCCGAUGACGACGAGGGGUUUAACAGUACUUCUAAAAACGACUCAACUACUGCUCGGGGCGGUGGGCAGAGUGGCGGCUACGCGAAACAAGCCCAAUCCAGCAGUCGUGGCGCCGUCAAUGCAGCUCCACCUGAGCCGCGCCAGUCUUUGCUUUCAUCGCGCAGUGAAAACAACAAAAAGUGCGCGCAACUGAUGAAACAAUCGAGCGGUGGUCCGAAGACCCUACCGUUUUAUUUCCCCCAGGAGUGUCCUUCAGCACAAACGCGGGACGGCGCUUCUGGAGGUACUACUUCUUGCCAAGAUGAAAAGACCGACGGAAGAACGGGCAACCAGAUUACGAAGAGUGAGCAUUUACUCCUCGCAGCAGGGGCAGGAGGCGAGGAUGCUGUUCGCUGCAGCGGAACAAAUGUUGACCAGGGAGCACAAGUGCUGGACAGAGACGACGUGGUUGUCGUUCAUCUGAAUUACCGUGCCCUGAUUUACGUCGCGGGCGUGUUUGGCGCGACCAAUAUUGCCCUGUCGAACAUGGCCUUGAAUUUGCUACCGCCGACGAGUUACGGCGUUCUCAUGAAAAACUUGCUCCUCUCCGAUGUGAUUGUUUUCUUUCUGUUGGACUCGCUGAACUACGGAAAUAAGAAGUCGGCAAAGCACGACGACGAAAAUCAAAAUGCUGCAGAACAAAGAAAUGGCGGUACAAAAAAUAACGCGAACAGCAACAGCGGGGCGUACCUUUUUCCUUGGCACGCCAUGAGGAGUCCCGCACGGGUGUGCAUGCAGUUGGGGCUUGUCUUGUUCGGCGCGGUCGGCUCGGCCUGUUUCCUCGCGUCCCACAACGACUCGUCGGCGCAAGAUGAAGAUUCUGGGGUAGAUGGAGGAGCAUCAACUUCAACUAGGACGCAUCGGGAAGACGUGCUUCUCGGAAUUUUGUGCUGCGGCCUCGCGUAUGGAUUGCAAAUAUGUCUGGGUCUGGAAGAAUGCAUGUUUGUCAUGCUUGUCUGGCAUGACUCUUAAAUCUGUCAUGCACGUUACCCAAGAGCUCCAUUUUUUCUAUCAUGCAGAAACGCAGUUUGUCAUGCCGAAUCGGCAACACAUAGAAGCUCAGAAACUUGUCAUGCUGAGCCAGCACAUGUGGCCUCCUCACGAUACGCCACCCAGCAUCACAAGUUUCCAGACCCAGACAUUUUUGCAUUUGAUAUCGCGUUACUCUUCUCGAGCCUGAAAGAUGCCGCCCGGCAGUACUGUCUCCACGAGGAAAAGUUUUUGCCAGCCUCACUGGAAUCCCUUGUAGUUACCCUUGCUAAAAAAAAGAAGCCGCAAUCGCAAAGGCCGCAAAUAUUGACUGCAGGGGCAUCUUCGACUGACGGCACUUCUCAAAUCGCACCAGCAGAUCCAGAACUGGCUACUUUACGGCAAGAAGACCAGCACAUUCUCCAGGACCACUACGAUGAAGACGGCCUACUUCCACGCAACGAACGACAUGCCAACGAAGUAGACCAUCUUCAGGAAGAACAGAGCACGCGGAAAAUAUUUUUCAAGAAAAAAACCACCAUUGCCGUCGUGGAGUACUCGGCAGCUGCGUGUUAUGGAAGUGUCAGAAUCGCAAUUGACAAAAUCGAAAAAUUUGUGAUGCACAAAAUCGAUGUCAGUUGGAGCCUCAGUUUCGAAGUGGCGCAUGACAAAUUUCGGGAGCACCCAAAUCCAGUCUGUCAUGCUGUUUGGGCAAAGAAGACUGCCCCUGUCAUGCUACUCUCGCAGCACAUUGCAUACCCCCAAACAGGCUUGCAAUCAGUCUCAUAUGCCUGCUUCCCCAUACAGGCCUUCAGUCCCCUACAUUUUAUGCAUCACAAAUCUUUCGAUUUUGCCGAUUUCGAUCCUGGCAGUUCCAUACGUGUAGUGUGCAAUUUGCGUGCUUAUUUCUGGCCACCCUGGUGCUGGAGGGGAUUAAGCCCUUCGCGCUUUUUGGGAGUCGGUGUAAUGUCCUCGUGCAGACCGAAGUGUCUCCGGUGAUCUACGGGCUGUUUCAUCAUGAUGGUGAUGAUGAAUUUAUCGCCAACGACGAUGUCGAGGCUGCCGCUGCUGCUGGUGAUGUACUUGGUGGAGAAGACCACGACCUGAGUUUUCGUCGUCCACUUUCCUCACAGUACAUUGCAGGACUGCUUCCGAAAUUGAUUUUGCUCUGCUGCCUGCUGGGAUUUGCCGUGACAUCGGCGACGGCCGAACUCUCGAAGCUAACUAAUGUGGUGGCCCAGGCGUGCUAUAGGUACGUAAACUUUCUGUUCUUGGCAACCUUUGCUUUCCUGGUCUUCCGCCAAACGCUGACCACGGUGCAAAUCUUGCUGUCGGGAAUUAUGAUUUGCGGCAUCGCCUGGUUCGCAAUGGACUUCAAUUUAUCGUCGGGUAACGCAGAUGAUGAUCCUGAAAAAGAAGGCGGCGGGACCCCCGACACGACGGGAGGUGAAAACAUGACUACAACGCCCGAUAUUAGUACAGUGUCGAAGCCCGCCGCCGACGGGACCACGAGCAAAAAAAUGCCGGCCCCGAAGCUUGAUGUUGACAGCCACCCGACAGAAGAGCAGAACUCCGUUCUGAACGCAGAGGAUAUUGAAGUUGUAUUAAAUGGAAAUGCAGCUCAGGGGAAUGAUAAUUCCCAUUCUGCGAGGGGCCCACAUGAACAACAAACGGCAAGAACAUCAUCUACAACUGCCUUUGGCUGGCGCGGGCUGUUGCUGUCUACGUUGAUUUCCGCAGGAGGGCUCGCUUUUCUUUGGAGGCUCUCCGGAGAUUUCCGAAGACGUCAGCAAGAAGAUGCAGCUGUUUCGGGGUCCCCGAUAGGGCGGGGGCAGAAGAUGUUGGCAGCAGCAGCUACGAGGAAAAUUACAACUACGCCGAAGAGCACCGACACCAACCUCAAAAGCCCCACAUCAAGUACAACUGAGCCAUCAAGUUUCUUCCGCGCAGAGAAGCCAAAGUUGGAUGCUUUCUACGGGGAAGGCAACUACGAAGUGUAUCAAACGGAAAAAUCCCCCCUCCCCAUAUCGAAAUGGAAAUCUGUGAUGCAGGAUUUGAGGCACCAAAUCGAGUUGUCAUGCUAGAAGGCCAAGAGCCGCAGUCGUGGUCUCGUUUGCAGGCAAAUUGUCAUGCUGUUUCCCACUCUCAGCUGCCUCCUAUCAUGCUGAAGAUGCAAGGCUCCCCCACGCCACCCAGCACUACAGUCCGCAUCUUUUCCCGUGUAGCGUUACAAAGCUGAUUUGUGACAACAAAUCUGCAUCACAGAUUUCCGCUUUGAUAUGGGGAGGGGGGAUUUUUCCUCUCAAUAAAGUGGCGUCCAAAUACGAGGAAUUGACGCAGCUUUUGCGGGACUUUCACCGCUUUGUAUCGGAGAACCGGGACAUCUUUCGCGGCCCAACAGAGGUUCUACCUUCGGGAAAAAAUCAGAAUCUGAAGCAACAGGAAGAACUACAAUCGGAGAACGCUGAUGAUCGUCGUCCUGAUGCUCCUGCUCACAAGGACCACCAGCACGACGGAAAAAUCGCUUCCGCGUCUGCUGAAGGCAUGGAUCACGACUCGGGGGCGCAGCCCUAUUCCAUCGUCGCGGGAACGGCGUUGGGAUACUGGCGGCAUCAGUCGAUCAUCCCGUGGGACGACGAUGUGGACGUGGUCGCGCCAGCCUCCUUAUCAACUGUAAAAAUGUCUGGGUCUGGAAGAAUCCAACUUGUCAUGCAGAUUUUGGAUUCUAAAAAAAUCUGUAUUGCAUGAGCAGCAAAGAGAGUCCAAAUUUUGCUACACGGAAAGAGCAUUUGUUGUGCGGUAUAGGCAUCAGGAAGCCCUCACAAAAUCUGUGAUGCUAGGGCAUGCAUCACAGACAUCAGGAGUCAUGCAAAAUGUGCCUGACAAUUCUGGCAAGCUUCCAGACCCAGACAUUUUUACAUUUGAUACUCCUUUUGGCGCAACGUCAUCCACUACGCCUGGCAGCACGGGAUCGCGCAACCUUUCGGCACUACUGCAGGCACGGUGGCGCAACCGCAAAACUCGACCCGCUUGUGGGUGGUCGUUCCGCUUGUGUCCCCCCGUCUGCCUGAAGAACUGGAUAAAGAACAUGCUCCUCAUCAUGCGACCAGGGUAGGAGUCGCGGAACCAGCAGUGUCCUCGCCGGGUGAGGAGAAAACGGUCGCCAUCGUGUAUCAGACACACUUGAUCGAGAGCAUGGAACAGGUUUUCGAGGAGACGGGGGCGACCUACAUUCUCGUCAUCGGCAACGAAUUGUGGCAAAAGUUCACACCAAGUUCAACCUCCACAAAGAACGGAGGCGAGCAGGAAGCGCUGUCGUGCGGGGACAAUGACAAUGCCGCGGCACACCAGGGUGGAGAGGAACGUGUCGAUCUACUACUUCGGGGAGCUACAACUGCAACUACUUCUACAAGCGAAAAUGAACAAACCGAGGAUCGGCUACUUCUAUGCAUUGCAAAAGUCUUGUCCUGGAGGUAUGAAUUUUUGCAUCACAAAUUUCUUCAGCAUGAGAAAUGAACUUUGUUGUAAUGCGGAUUUGCCUUGAGAUCGAGAUUUGUAAUGCAUGAAUGCGAUUAGAAGUAUAGUACGAGUGCGAUACUUUUGCAGUGCAUAACUUCAUGCUGUUUCAGCUCGUCCUGCUGCAAGUACUAGCACUUCUGGCGAACAAGAUGAAACCUCCGACCUGGACCACGGCCGCUCCGCUGGUGUCGAGCAGCCGGGCCGUGACGCCGCUGCAGGAACUACAUUAACCAGCCCCAGCAGCAGCCCUUUCGACGUCAGCGCAUCUCAUGAAGAUCGGCGAAAGUGGUGGGAGGGGGAUGGCAAAUACGGUACUCAGAUCGCCUACCCGUGGCACGGCGCCCGCUUUUUCAUGCGACACAAGACCACGGGAGAAAAUGAAAAAUCCACUCUCGCGGCCACGUAUCCUGUGCAAAAGUAUCGUACUCGUAUGAAUUGCAGGCAUGCAUGACAAAUCUAGUUUCCUACCCAAAUCUGCAUUACAAGUUCCAAUUUUCUUCCAGAUAAAAUUUGUCAUGCGAUUUAUAGUAUACUAGUAAGUGCGAUACUUUUGCAAUGCAUACCACGGAAGCCGAGGAGGCGGGUUGCUGUUCCGAGUACUCUCGGAGCCUCCUCUAUGGAAGCGUCAGGAUCGAAAUCGACAAAGUUGCAAUGAUUUGCCAUGCAUAAAAUGCGACGCAAGAAGUGACUCUAUUGCAGAGGACGCACGGGAGGCAGAUCACAGUCCUGGUAAGGGUCGUGGUCAAAAGUUGGAAUGCUGACUAGCACGACAGAAGGCAGCUCUUUUGCCCUAAACCGCAUGACAGAAUCGCUUCCAGGACGGGGAAAAUUUGUCAUGCGCCGACUACAAACUGUAGGGCUAAGUGGCAUCGAGUUUAUGCAUCACAAAUUAUUUCAACUCUGUCGAUUUGGUGGAUCCUGACACUUCCAUAUCCUCCGGGGGGGCCCGUAUUACACCCAGCUAGACGUUUUGGCCUACAUGGACGUGUAUGCAGUGCAACAGCAUCGUACUAGUAUGAAUUGCAUUACAAAUUCGCCCAGCAUUACAAAUUAAAUUUGUAAUGCUGAUUUACCUUGAAAAAGAGAUUUAUAAAUGCAAUUUCUACGAGUGCGAUACUUUUGCACCGGAUAACGUGGACACAGACCUCUGCUACCACUGGAUUGGUGCGGACACACGAGUGGUCGCGGACCAAGACUUUCCGAAAACGGAAGUGACCACUUUUGCUGGUUUUCCGGUGCGAGUGUAUGAACCUGGCCUACUGCGCAGGCACCUGGACGAAUGUUUCGACUACAACCUGGAUCCUCCCCCCAGUCGACACCACCGCAAACCCGCCUCGGGCUCCUUUCUUGCAGUGCAAGACGAAACCAAUUCAACGGGCACGUUGGGCGAACCCGAAGACCAGGCGCCGCCGUCGAUAAACACCAAACCUCUGCUGCACAGGGCGCACCCUAAGGUCGUAUGAAAGUAGCCCGAGAUGACGAUUAUAUCACAUCAGCUGCAAAAAACAAGGAAAAAAAGGGGGGCUCGAAGUAAGAUAGUCUCGAUGAAAUUUUUCGAAAAGAAGAUUUAGGGUUUCAUCAGUUUCGAAUUUCAUCAGUUUCAGUUCACCACUAACCUCCCAUGAUGUUUCUUAUUUUAAGGCCCAAUGCAGCAAACUCUUGCCAUUUUUCCAUGCAUAAAUGUAAUAAACCCAAAUCGUUGCACCAGUAACCAUCGUUUUACGCACCGGAUUUUCUGUUCGCUCAUGCAAGAAUUAUAAGAAGCAAUGUCUGUAGUCGUAGUUCUCCUGCUUCUGCAAGACACCCUUCGCGCAGUUUUUCAGAACCACUCAGCACAGUUCUUCAUUUACAUACAGAUAUAUCACUCUCAGUCUCACGAUCACCGUAAAACCUCUACCACUCUAUCCCCUCAGUUUUAGCCAAGCAAAUAGUUCUCGUCUGCUGGAACAAGCACCUUCUACGUGAUAGUAUCUAUUUGAACAUGGCAAAUAAAAGUAUUCCGAUUUUUCCCUUAGAUAUCCCCCUGAUUGAUGUAUAUUGAAGAACUUGAACAAGAACAUCAAGAGUUUGUAGUUGUACGUAUAUUAACAUUCAUAAACGUAAAACUUGCAGAAAAGUGAUCGAGAUACGACUGCGGCAUAAGAAAAAAAGCCUCAUGGACAUAUGCG